This is a messenger RNA of Meloidogyne enterolobii, 300 nucleotides long. NCBI's taxonomy places the organism in Eukaryota, Metazoa, Nematoda, Chromadorea, Rhabditida, Meloidogynidae. The record is from the annotation of a GenBank genome assembly.
UUUGUUUUACCUUAUACUUUUCAAGAAACAACAUUGCAAGAGGCCGAUGAUUUUCAACAACCUUCUUCCUCUUCAAUGCCUUCACUUGAAGAAGAAGAAAAACAAAGAAUUUCUCAAAAUAAUCAAAGAAAACCUUUCAAAAGGCCAAGAUUGGAUAAUGGAGAAACUGAAAUACCUUCUUUCACUCCAGUCAUUCCAACAAUUUCAUAUAAAGAAUUUCUUCAAAAACAACGCCAAAUUCGUCAGCUUUGUAGACAAAUAGGCCCCAGUUUGUUUAAAAAAAAUUUUUAUGGUUUUUAA